This is a messenger RNA of Hymenoscyphus albidus, 1457 nucleotides long. The record is from the annotation of a GenBank genome assembly. NCBI's taxonomy places the organism in Eukaryota, Fungi, Ascomycota, Leotiomycetes, Helotiales, Helotiaceae.
AUGGCGGACAAGCCACCCACGAUUUUCAAGACCCCUUCUGGGGCAACCUUUGUUUCGCGCUUCGACAUCGACGAGCUCCAGAAACACGGCGCUGAGUUUACCGAGGCAGUACGCAUUGUGAGUGCCUCUACUCCUUUAUCUCGGCAGCGUACAUACAUUAGUUGUGCCACGAGCUAACUAUUACUUAGGUCAAAGAAAAUAUUCAAGAUAUCCAACUGGCGGGAAUCCCUGAUAUCCUCCAACAAAUGAACUCUCUCUAGGAGAAACACAAGGCAUGGGAAAAGGAGGUGGAUGUUCUCGAUAUGAAUGAAUGGAGCCGCAGUAUGAUUGGAAUACCUGGAUGGUUGAAAAAAUUCGUUUGGACGAGCACCCAGAGGCAUCUGCAGUUGAUCAAUUAUGUGCUUCCGAGAAGGCACAAUUUGAUCGACUCAGAGAGGAACUGGAUCAGCGUUGCACCAUCUUCCGCAUCUAUAAUAACACUUCGGACCCGGUAAGCAAUUCUCGUUUUCUUCCCGAACUUGCACUUGAUACCCGGAAAAAGCUUUCACCUUCUUCUCUGCUAUUGACUCAGGUCUCGAGAAAAAGAUAUGUGCUAAUAUUUGACAGUGGCGUGGAUUUGAGCACCUUAUAGUUCAGGUAGAAAAAUGAAGUGCACAGAAGCGACCACAUGACAAGAGUCUCUCUGAUACAAACGAGCCUCAGGAGUCCAAUGUCGAAAACCUUACGAAGAUGCGAAGAGAGCACUCGCCGGAUGCAGCAGCCGGGUUGACUGUAUUCCCCUUGACGCGAGAACGCCUCGUACAGAAUGACAACAUGACUUCCCAACCAGCGUAGACAGGUCGCUUAGUUGCUAGCCAGAAAGCAAUUGAGGAAAUGAAGACGAUGAUGCACGAGAAGUCCACAAAAAUUGAAAACUUCAAAUUAAAUACAACACUGCCAAGGAGGAUGCGAUCUACAAGAAAAAAAGGGUGCUCUUGCUCGAAGCCCAGGUGAAGCAUAUGCAGGAGGCGAGAGAACGAGAGAAAAAGACCAUGAAAGAAGAGCUCUCCGCACUGAAUAAUCUUACGUACAGUCAGCAGGUGACGGCAAAAGAUUCCGAGGCGCAACUUGAGUUGUUCAGAAUACAAUCUGAAACGUGUAAGCACGAAAAAGAAAAGGCGGUUUCUGGACUGGAGAACUUCAAGGAAUCUCACAACAAAAAGGUCCGUGAUUUGGAAAAGAAAGCCCAAUCAUUGGAGAGACAACUGGAAAAGAACACCGAAGAAAACAGUGCGAAAGUUGAAGGUUUAGAAGCAGAGUUGAAGAAAUCAGAAGGCAGAUCGCGUGAUUUGGAAUAUGAUCAACUCGGUAUGCAGAGAGCCCAUGACGAAGAGAUGCUGCGUACUCUGCAAAAAUUGCAGGCAGAAAAGGAGCAGGCCCUAGAGAUUGCGGAAUCAAAACACAACAACGAAUAUUCG